Molecule: messenger RNA, 420 nt
Organism: Chrysochloris asiatica (Cape golden mole)
Lineage: Eukaryota; Metazoa; Chordata; Mammalia; Afrosoricida; Chrysochloridae
Product: shadow of prion protein-like
Exons: 1
Coding region: 1-420 (139 amino acids)
Source: RefSeq, a predicted model, not a curated record
AUGAGAGCCCUGGGCGUUCCCAGAGGGGCGGGCCGGGGAGGCGCGCGCCUGGAUCGCGGGGCCGCGAGGCGCGAGAGCGCGAGAGCGCGAGAACGCGAGAACGCGGCCGGGUAUCGUCGCGCGCGCGGAACCGCCGCCGGGUUGCUGUGCAGUCCACCCGGAGCCGUUCGUGUUCCUGCUGGUGCCGACGCAGGUGAGAGUCCUCAGCCCGCCCAGCUCGGCCUCGGCGCGGCUCCGAAGAGUCGGCGCGGGGACCCACUGGGGCGGCCUUCUCCUCCGGCGGGCGGACUUGGAGUGCUGGCCGGGGUCCCGGGCACGGGGUUUGGCGCCGGGCCUCUCCUCUGUAGGGUUGUGGCCGCGGCUGCGGAGGCUCGGACUGCGCCGCGCCGGCCCUUUGCGGAAAUGGAGCUGCGUUUUUAA